Messenger RNA from Trematomus bernacchii (emerald rockcod), 6852 nucleotides. Its product is annotated as myotubularin-like. Lineage: Eukaryota; Metazoa; Chordata; Actinopteri; Perciformes; Nototheniidae. Gene Ontology annotation, biological process: muscle cell cellular homeostasis; mitochondrion distribution; dephosphorylation. Gene Ontology annotation, cellular component: plasma membrane. The record is from RefSeq and is a predicted model, not a curated record. Gene Ontology annotation, molecular function: phosphatidylinositol-3,5-bisphosphate 3-phosphatase activity.
AUGGAGAUGUAUUUAAACCCUUCUACACCCCCCGAGUCCGGCAGGGUCCUCUACCCCGUCGCCAGCAUGCGCCACCUAGAGCUGUGGGGUAACGUACUACAUCCGCUGGAACCCCCGCAUCCGACAACAGGAUUGGCGCUGACGCUGGACGUCCCUUUGGGUGCCAUCGGUCGGGUGGAGAAGAUGGGCGCUUCGAGCAGAGGGGAACACUCCUACGGCCUGGACAUCACCUGCAAGGACAUGAGGAACUUGAGGUUCGCCCUGAAGCAGGAAGGUCACAGCAGGAGAGAUAUCUUCGAGCUCAUCUUCAAAUACGCCUUCCCCGUCUCACAUGGUCUGCCACUGUUUGCAUAUGUGACUCAGGAGAAGUACGGGGAGAGCGGCUGGGACAUCUACAAACCCAUAGAGGAGUUCAGACGGCAGGGCUUACCCAAUAACAAGUGGCGCAUCACCUUCAUCAAUAAGAACUACGAGCUGUGCGACACCUACCCCACCGUGCUGGCCGUACCCUUUAAGAGUAAAGAGGAGGACCUCAGGAGAGUGGCAGCCUUCAGGUCCAGAGGACGCAUACCCGUCCUGUCGUGGAUCCACAGGGAGAACCAGGCGGUGAUCGCCCGCUGCAGUCAGCCUCUGGUCGGGAUGUCCGGGAAGAGAAACAAAGACGACGAGCGCUACCUGGACGUGAUCAGAGAGGCCAACGACACCUCCAAACUCACCAUCUUCGACGCCCGGCCCAGCGUCAACGCCGUGGCUAACAAGGCCACAGGAGGAGGCUACGAGGGCGACGAGUACCAAAACGCAGAGCUGGUCUUCCUGGACAUCCAGAACAUCCACGUCAUGAGGGAGUCCCUGAAGAAGCUCAAAGACAUUGUGUACCCCAACGUGGAGGACUCUCAUUGGCUGUCCAGUCUAGAGUCCACACAUUGGCUAGAACACGUUAAGCUGGUGUUGUCAGGAGCCAUCCAAGUAGCAGACAAGGUCUCCAGCGGACAGUCUGUGGUGGUGCACUGCAGCGACGGCUGGGACCGCACCGCUCAGCUCACCUCUCUGGCCAUGCUGAUGCUGGACAGUCACUACAGAACGCUCCGAGGCUUCCAGGUGCUGAUCGAGAAGGAGUGGAUCAGCUUUGGGCACAAAUUUGCUUCGAGGAUAGGUCACGGCGACAAGAACCACGCGGAUCAGGACCGAUCCCCCAUCUUCGUGCAGUUCAUCGACUGCGUGUGGCAGAUGACUAAACAGUUUCCUACAGCCUUUGAGUUCAAUGAGCGCCUCCUGCUGACCAUCCUGGAUCAUCUCUACAGCUGCUGCUUCGGGACUUUCCUCUACAACUGUGAGAGUGCACGAGACCAGCACGAGGUGAGGCUGAAGACGGUGUCUCUGUGGUCUCUGGUCAACAGUAAGAUGGAGAUGUAUUUAAACCCCUUCUACACCCCCGAGUCCGGCAGGGUCCUCUACCCCGUCGCCAGCAUGCGCCACCUAGAGCUGUGGGUAACGUACUACAUCCGCUGGAACCCCCGCAUCCGACAACAGCAGCAGAGCCCGGUGGAGCAGCGCUACAAGGAGCUGCUGGCGCUCAGAGACGAGUACUUGAAGAAGCUGGAGGAGCUGCAGCUGUCCGACUCCUCCCCUUCCUCCCGUCUGGCCAACACCCCCAACUCCUCCUCCUCCACCUCCUCCACACCACCACAGCAAUACACACAACUACAAACUCCCCUCUGAGGGCUGGUGACACACACACACACACACACACUCAGAUCUACUUGUUGACUUGCACUUAUGUCCUCUGAUUCCUGUCAGUCUCACACACAGGGAACUAAUACGUAACGAAGAAUGCUAACAAGAGUUUAGAUUUGAUGGGUUAUUCUAACAUGUGAGGGUGAUUUAUGCAAUAUGUCACAGUACAGCCUUGUCACAAGAUUUUUUACACACAGACACACACACACACUCACUCACCACACAGGGAAGCCUUAAAGACAUUCAGUGGCUUUCGGUCCAAGGGCUUUUACACACAGGGCACACAGUGGAUGUGUAUAGGCGUUCAUUUAUUCUCUUCUAUAGGUAGAUCCCUUUAGCUGUCAUUUGUUAUGCUAGGCUAGGCUAACCGUGGAGUCUCUCAUGCACAGGUUCAAGUCAAAUUAGUGUUGUUUUUGACAUUUUAACUCAAAGUGUUAUCAAUUUCACUUUUUCACGAGAUCUUGAACUGCCAACUCCACUCCCCGAUGAAAACCCCUGAGACGCACCACAGAUUAUUUUUGUCAAGCGUAAGAAUAGAUUGUUUAAAUAAUAUGAGGUAAACAGAAAAAGAGUUAUGAAAAAAGGAAACAAUACAUUUCUUGGAAACACAUUUCACAGUGCGCACAAAGCGAGGUUACACUUUUGUCCCUCCUACGUCCCGCUACACAAGCGUUGGUGUCCUGUGUGAACAAAGCGAAAUGCUAAUCAAGUUUCUCCCUUCGCACACUACUUCCUGCUGCGCUGCACCGCUCCCUUUGCUUUGAGGAAGUGUUAAGAACGGCUGUAUAUAUCAAGCGUUUCAGAUUUGGAUGGUUGAUGUGGAAUUAGUUGCUUAUCGACUGACGAUGAAAAGCUAGCAUUGUCACGUUUGGUUAGCCACUGCUAACCGCUAAGCUCGCCUAAGCAGUAUUGUUCAGCACUUCCUAAGCUAGAGAGCAAAAUUACUUCUAGCCAACUAAAGAGUUUGGCUAGACUCAAUCAGUAAUAUGCUUUAAUAAAUGCAACUUUGGAAAUAUUUUCAUAUGCUCAAGAUGAUCUAGGGACAUGAAGUGGUGCUGGCCCCUGAUCCUGGAUCCCCUCUUGUGCUUCUGUUCUCAGAUCCUGAAUGAAAGUCAGCCAUGGUCCAUGAUAGCCUUACCAUGCCAAGAUGUUUGAAACCAGCACCAGUUAUUGGGACAGGGGGCAGAGAUUAACCAGUUACUCUCACUCCCCCCCUUUACUUUCUUUUUCUUUUUGUAAACCUGAGUGUUUCUAGAUAUUCUAUCCACAACAAAAGUCCCAUAUGAAACUUAAUCUCAUAGCACUUGUGCCUUUUGGACAGGUGUUGAUAUAUCCCCUCCUUGUUUCAUGUGGGUCCGUUUUUACAUUAGAAAGGGAAGUUUAGGUCAGAAUGAAUGUUUAUUCUCCAUUUGCCAGUUAUCUGAUUAAUUGAGGUAACUGUCAUUGGAUGGACUUGUUUACAACUGCUUGCUUGGUUGUCUCUGCUCAUGUUUUUGUCCAAUUGGAAUCCAGCUUUGUGUGGCAAAUUGACUGUUUAUCUGAAGAUAUUGGCUUGGAGAUUUGUGCAAAACGGGUUAUCAAAACCUAACAAAGAUGGCGAAAGCUAAAACAAAAUAAAAAUUGGGGAAAUUAUCCUUGAUUUUAAAUGGAAAGUAACAUACAAAUGUAAAAGAUAAAGGAUAAAAAUGUCUUUCACAUGGAGAAUUUAAUGGAAGUCAAUGUCCACAAAAAAUUCCAAAAUACAUUAAUCGAUAGGAAUGAUAAUAUAGAUAUUGAUGAAAUAUUUAAAUAAUAGGGUUUUAGGUUUAAAUUAAAUCAGUCAAAGUUUAGAGAUUUAUUUUUUUAUCUAAGUGUUCUUUAAAAAUAAGGUUAGUGCUAUCUCAUAUUUUUGAUAUUUUUUGCAAAAAAAAGAUACUGAAAAUAUUGACUAAUGACUUAUUCUGACAUAAUAGAUCACUACGGACUUACCUAGAGUAUUUCCAUUUAUUUAUACUAUUUUAGUUCCUGAUUUGAAUGGGCUUCCAUUAAAUUCCCCAUUAGAACACAUGAGAACCAACCUGUCCAAAAAGCACAUUCUUUAGUAUUCUUUCGUUUUGGUGCUAUUUUGAAAGUCUACAGAGCAGUGUGAAGAAUCACACAUCAUGACAUGGCAUGGACUAAAGUGUGUGUGUGUGUGUGUGUGUGUGUGUGUGUGUGUGUGGUAGUGUUUAAAAGGAAUGCCAGAAACGGAAUUGUUUGAUAUGAGGAUUUUGCUGCUAACUCUAAGGGCUCGCAGUUUGGUUUGUUAAAAAUAAUGUAUAUACCGUAUCAAUCAGUCCAUCAUGAUGACUAGACUGUUUAUUACAAUGUUAAGUAGAACUCAGUCUCCCAACAUUGGCCCCUAAUAAAUACCACAGGCUUGAUUUCUGAGUACUGUCAAUAGAGGAUUUAAGUGUGAUCAUUUCUAUGGCCACCACAUUGCGAUCCCUUCGAGAGGGAAAAAAAAUAAAACUUGUCCAAAGCGGAUGUGUUCUUUCGCUGAUGCCAGCUGUGGUGUCGGUUACAUAAAACGAGAAUAAAACCAAGUAAAAGGAGCUGCAUUUAUACCAAAUCAGGCAUGACGGUGAUUGGCGCAGUCCUAUCGCGGUGUAGGAUUGGCACUUGGUCGAUUUGAGUGACACUCGUUGGCUGAAGGCCCAUCUGUAACCAAUGGCGCAUUGAUCACCGGUUAUGCGAUCGGCCACCGAAGUCUGUCAUUGGGUUUUCCAAAAGGUGAUUCCAGUUUUACGGAAUCCCCUAUGGCCUUCCACCAAAACCAACUACCAAGAUUGAAAUGAAUGGGAGAACCGUUUUAUUUUCACCGCACUGAUUUGUUGUGAAUUCGACUUGAAUAUUUCUUCAAAGUAAUGCAGGGUAGACAAACCUGGAAAUCUACUUGGACCACCACUGUCGAUCAUGUCCACCUGACACCAUACUUGUAUCAUUUCAUUAAAACCUCUUUCCCAAAUGAAUAUAAUGCUAGGGGUCGAACGCUGGGGAUUAUGUUGCUUACCAAAUCGCUUUUUUUGGACUUGUUGUAUCCUCCACUUUGUGGGAUGUAGAAGAAUGGGACUUUUCUUAUGGAGCUUUUUCCCCCCAUUAUAUUUUCUCUAUGGUCACAUUGAAUUCCUUGAAAUAAAACGCCUUCCUGUUGAGAGAGAAAUUUGAGUUACGAAGGCUCACAUCCCAAUAUAUUUAGCGCUUGGUUGUUAGGACGUCGGAAGCAACAAAGAAUUGAGAUGAUGCAUUGUGUGUACAGUGUGACAAUUGUGAAUGAGGUGCAAUAAGUCAUUUUUGGGAAGUGUGUCAUGUCAUGUCCAGAUUUGUGCCUUGAUUCUUGUGUGAAUCGCCUCGUCUGAGAGAACCUACUUCAGCUGUCCUGGGUCAUGUUUGAGAUUGACUGCUCUGGAGCUCAGGGUUCUAAAGGAGGAAAGCUCUGCAUCCUUUGCUCUUGGGAGGAUGCCAUGCUGUUGUUUAUGGGUCUGCGCCAGUUUGAAGCGGGAGGAAAUGGGCGUUUACUGCCGGCAUUCCGCGAGUAAGUACAGAGUUUAGGACAGGGCCGUUUGCCAAGGUACCUAACGCUGAGUUUAAGGAAGCCUCUGAUCCCCUUUAAGUCCUAUGUGACUCCUUAACAGAUCACACGGUAGCAAGAUGAAACUCAAAAUGAUGGUCAAACUUAUAGCCAAUGGCCAUAUAUAAAUAACAGCAGCGACUUCUAUUAGUACAGAGAUGCACUAGGUCCAAGAAUCAUGCACUGAUCUUAGACGCAUUUUUGAACAAUUGAAGUCCCCUCUGGCUUUCUGUUCCAUCUUUCAGUAUUGAUGUUCAGAACAGCUAAAACUCUUGAUUUUCUAACAAGGUUGGACAACACUUUGGUUGAACUAGAGCUGAAGUCAAUUAGUCCUUUUUCCUCCGAAGGUUCCGAACUGUUGACAGAAGAAAAAGUAGAAGAAUUUAAGUGUUGGCCAAGAUGAGAGCUGGUUAAAAAUGUUCUAUAUGCUUAGGAAAGUUGCUUUGAUGCUCCAAUGGCAUCCUGCAAUUCUUUGUCAGCAACACUUACAGCACCAUGGCAGAUCAACGUCAGUAACAUCUGUCGUUGCGUAACUACGUUGCCAAUUAGGGAAGUCGGAUUUCUCAAGCCGCAUUCUUUUAAAGAAUCCAUACCUUCCAGAUAUUGGCCACUGGAUCUCGUAGUUUCACGAAAGCAUAGGACUUUGGCUACCAGCUAGUAUUCAAAUCUCAAACAUGACUCUUUUCUAUGUCUGGGUGGGUUACAGAGUGCAACCUGAUCCCUAUGUUCACAGAGAGGUGAAAUAACAUGGGGUUUACCAUAUGGAUACUUUUGACAAGGGGUUGAUGUCCUGUAUGAAAGCCAGGAUCUCAUUGAGGGUAAUAGGUCAAAGAACAGAAGAAGUCACAGCAACAUAAAAAGUGUGCAUUGGUCGGGUGGUUGUGUUUUUAGGGAAAAACAGAUAAAAUCUAUUUUUAUUAUUUUUUACUUUGUACAAGCACCAUGAUGUAAUUACCUCAAUCAAAACCUAUUUUACUGUCUAAAGUUCUAUUGUUGUAAAAUACAAUUAUUUUAUGUAGUGUAAAAUCUUACAGUUUUAUAAAAAAGGAAAGUAAUGUUGGUUCAGAAAUUGUUGGUAUAAAUUGUGGAUUUCUGCUCUAUUGGUUAAGUUGUUUUGUUUUAUUUUUGAGGGCAUUUCUUUGGUUUGUAUUCGCUAACCCAGGAUUAAAAACUGAAGCUUGUGGAUACUGUCCACUCGUCACAACCUGACAUCCUCCUCUCAGUUCUCUGGGGGAUCUUUAACCUUCGGUUCACACAAUGAAUCUGAGAACUCUGUCAAUGUUCAUUUCAAAUGUACUCUUUUAUUAAUGUAGGGGAUUGUAGUUUAAAGGGUUUUGUGUAUUAAUAUAGCCUGCUUUUUAAUAAAUACACAUGAAAUGUGUUUCAGGAUCAUUUGUCAUCUACAAGGGAAAGUGAAAUCAGAAUACAUUUCAAAUGUAUUUCUUUGAAUCAUGUUAUAUCCUCUCCAGUUUGUUGGAUGGGUCCUGUUGUGUAAAUAUUACUGAUUAAAUUAAUUUAAGCAUUUCUGA